Molecule: messenger RNA, 7789 nt
Organism: Anarrhichthys ocellatus (wolf-eel)
Lineage: Eukaryota; Metazoa; Chordata; Actinopteri; Perciformes; Anarhichadidae
Gene: arhgef1
Product: Rho guanine nucleotide exchange factor (GEF) 1
Exons: 26
Coding region: 2053-4695 (880 amino acids)
Biological process (GO): intracellular signal transduction; G protein-coupled receptor signaling pathway
Cellular component (GO): cytoplasm
Molecular function (GO): guanyl-nucleotide exchange factor activity; G protein-coupled receptor binding
Source: RefSeq, a predicted model, not a curated record
CUCUCGUCCACUGCUUCUUACACCCCUGGAUUGCAAUGAGGAAGGAGUUAUUUUUUGGAUAAACUCACCUAGUUGAAUCACCAGGACAAUAUCCUGGGAUUCUGGGUCAAUGUUUCUGUUCUCACUUGCAAUGAUGUAAUGUUUUGAAUUUGAUUUGCACCUCCAACUGGCCUCUCAUGUGGUAUCACAGUAUUUACUGCAAUUUCCCACACCAAACUGAGAGAAAAUCAUGAUUUCUUAGAACGUAAGUUGAAAAUACAUAUGCAUUACUUAAGCCUACAGUAUUGUCAUAUUAUCCAGGAGACUCCCUCAAGAUUGAAGAGCAACAACUAGCCUUUUUUGGCCCAAAAGUUCCUGAUACUAUGGAACCAAAACCAUGAGCAAAACUCAGGAACUAAACAUCCCUUUUGUGCAUUAGUGUUUGCGUUUCCACCGCAUAUAAAGAACCGUGGAAAUCUGGGAAAUUAGAACAAUGACUGAUAAGAAAACUAAAUGCAAUUCUCACAAACAAGAAAACAACAUCUCGCAUUGUCACGAAGAUACUAAUACACAAAAAAACUUUCAAAUAGUAUUAUGACAGUGUCCUCUCUUUUCCCUGCUGCUCAACCCAUUCAGCUGAGGGGAUGAUUGGUCUGUCAAAAAGGUGGAAAGCAGCCUUUUUGGACGUGGUCCCUCUGAAGUUGGCACUACACGUUGUAUUGUACAGUAUAUUAGCCGUAUACAUAACCAAUCUAGUGCCACUCACACGGACAAAUCCAGCAGGAGAGAAAAUCAAGCAAGAGGGACCAGUGAUUGGAAGAGAGCACAAUAGAGCAAGAAGGAAAUGAAGAGGAAAAGAUGGAGUCAGCAGUGCCACGCUGGCAGGAAGGCUCUCCCAUGGCGUUUCGCCAACUGGAGGGAGGGGCGGUGGUGGUGGGGGGGGUUACACAGCGGAAGAAGGAAGGGGAGACAAAAGGCCAGAGGGUUGUCGAUGCUGGAUAGCUCCUGAACCUGGACACGGAUGAAGAAAGAAAGCAAGAGUUCUGGGGGAAAGUUAAUCUAUCCUUGACCCCGUGGCCAACUACAAUGUGUUAUCCUCUACAAGAAGCGAGUCAGACGGAGAGGGAGAGGAGGCCAGCGAGAGGGCAGAAUACUGUCUAACUUCAUCUUGUCAGAACAGAGAGAAAAAAGAACAACAUAAGCGAAGGAAGAUGCACUGUGCAUGAGCUUCACUCGUCCUGUGGAAAUAACCACACUGUCAGUGGAGAAGACACAGAAAGUCUGUCAGAAAGUGUAUCAAAGACGUGAUAAUUCAGCUUUUGACUCACUCAGUUACUAUCACACAGUUGGAUCUCUGUCUCCAUUGCACAAACGAUUCAUUCAGUUUCACUCUAUUCAUUCCUCUCCGACAAUCAUCUCUCUAUUACCCUCACACUUCUCCCACACUCUUGCACCCGCCGACCCCAAUUCAAUUCCCCCUCAUUGGACCACAACAAAGUGACCUCGCCCCAGCUGUUUUUGUAUUGGUCUUUCUGGGGAUGAGAAUGAGGCAGCCAGAGCAUUUGAUUGGAUUAUGCAGGGAAAUCCCUAGGAAAGCCCUCCCACUCUUUAUGUUCAUAACAGAUCAUGAGUAUCCAAUUCCUUAAGUCUUGCCUGCGUGUUGCAUCAGACAAAAAAAACGGGUUAAAUAGACAUUUCCGCUGUGCUGGAUCAUUUCUGAGGUUGGAUUCACUUUGCAGACAGCUGACCGGAGAGAGACAAACCAGAAUAGGGUUAGGGUUAGACAGUCAGGAGACAAUAGAAUUAUUUGCAGAACUUCAAGAGGUGCAGGUUGAUUUUUUUAAUUGUUAGAGCAGACAGAGGUGCAGCUUUUGAUGCAUGUUUUCCUUUUUUGAUUUUUUUUUAGUUUAGUUUUUCCCCCCCUUUUUUUGCGCACAUUUUAGAAUAUGUUCAAUAGCUUCUGCUCCGAACAAAAUAACACAACAAUCAGCUUUGCGUUGGAUCAGGAAAAGCUUAGUCGCUUCCACCGGCCCAAAACACACUCGGUAAUCAGUCGAGCAAGAGAAAGGAAAAAUGCUACUUAAAAGGAAGAGACCUUCAAUUGUCUCAGACGAGGAAAAAUGUCAAUCCAUCUUCUCAGCGGUGGCCUUCUUCAUGAAGCACCUUGGGGUUAAAACCAGGGCAGUUGACAGUAAGAAGUCCAGAGGAGGCUUCUUCAGGAGACAGCUGGUAAAGAAUAAGAAGGAAGAAUCCACAAAGACCAAGCCCAGAGGGGGGUUUCCUGGCAUCCCGAGCUGGAUUGCAGGCAACACUGACGUCAAACCUAAAACGGAGGCUGAAGCGGAAAAAGAGAAAGUCAUUCCGGAGCGGAAGGGUCCAGCUCCCGGCAGAGGCUCCAUGACCGAACCUGCAGCCCCUUUCCUCAACAGCAGAAAGUCUUGUUCCGGCGGAAGCUCCACCUCCGUGCCUGGGUUAGAGGUCACCGAUGGCUCAGGCAACAACAUCGGCACCACCAACAGCCCAGAGUCUUCACACCCCGAUAGCCUCUCAAGCAAUCGCUUAGAGCCACCGACCCUGUCAGACGGGGGUGAUGUGUCCCCCGUCAGCCUGGGUGGAGGGCUGACCGUCGGGGAGCCCUUCUCACCCAUGGACACUCCCACAGAGGAAAAUGUGGAGAAAGAUAGACGGAAGACAAGUAGGAAAGUGGCGCGUAGUGAGAGUGCCCGCGUGGACCGGCACCCCUCUCGGCGCCGCGGCUCUUCCCGGGCCAAACAGUCUCGCUCCCGUAGUGAUGUGGACCUCCAGCCGCCUUCUGCCAUGACAACAACACCUGCACCGCUCACCCCCCACCACUUCCAUCCCUUUGAUGGACCAAUUUUACUUCCUGAGGGGCCCGGCCACUCCCCAACCAGCCCCUCUCCACAUUUGGAGGAGAUGGAGCCACGCCUCCUGGAGUUUGAGUCGGACCCACCCAACUGGAGGAAGCUGGCACCCCCUGAAGGCCUGUCCAGUCUCAGCAAGAAGGAGACCAAGAGGCAGGAGGUCAUCAACGAAUUGUUUGCAACUGAGCAUGCCCAUGUGCGGAUGCUCAGUGUCCUUCAGAUGAUCUUCUCCAAGCCUUUGGAGAGAGAAGAGCUCCUGACCUCCACUGAGUUGUCCACCAUCUUUCCCAACCUGGAUGAGAUCAUUGAAAUGCACUAUAACUUCUACGAGAACCUGAAGAAGCUGCGUUUCGAUGACAACUUCAUAGUCAAAUCUAUCAGCAUCACAGUGCUCAACCGAUUUGGAGGUACAGAGGGGGAGUGGUUCCAGAAAUUGACGGCCCGGUUCUGCAGUCACCAGUCUUGGGCCUUGGACCAGAUCAAGAGCAGGCAGAAGAAAGAGCCACGCUUCAACUCCUUCAUACUGGAGGCAGAGAGUAAGCCCCAAUGCCGCAGGCUGCAGCUCAAGGACAUCAUUCCCAUAGAGAUGCAGAGACUGACCAAAUACCCGUUGCUGCUGGAGAAUAUUGCAAAGAGCACAGAGGACCCGACAGAGAAGGAGAGGAUCCAGCAGAGCGCAGAGUGCUGCAGAAAGAUCCUCAACCAUGUCAAUGAGGAGGUCAAAGAGAUGGAGAACCUAUUGACUCUGAAGGACUACCAGCGUAGGCUGGACACAUCAGGGCUCAAACCCAGUAAUGACCUGUAUACAGAAUAUAAGAGCAUCGACCUGACUCAGAAGAAGAUGCUUUAUGAAGGCCCUGUGACCUGGAGAGUCACAAAGGAGAAGGCAAUCGAGGUGCAGUGUGUGUUGCUUGGGGACCUGCUGGUGCUCCUACAGAAGCAGGACGACAAGAUGGUCCUCAAAUGCCAGAGCAAGAGCAACAUCGCCGUGCAGGAGGGCAAGCAGAUGCUGAGCCCCAUCAUCAAGCUGAAAUCUGUCUUCCUACGAGAGGUGGCCACAGAUCGGAAGGCCUUCUAUGUCAUUUUUACCUGGGACAGCGGCGCUCAGAUCUAUGAACUAGUGGCUCAGUCUCUUGGAGAGAGGAAACUCUGGACCGAGGUGAUAAAGUCAGCAGUGGAUGAUCUGAAGAAGAGUGGAGCAUCCAUGAGGUUGACGCUGCCUCCUGGAGGAGCUCCCUUCAGUCCCACCACGCUGACUGCCCCUUUGAGCCCGACUGAGAAUGGGGGUCUGAAAAGCAGCAGUGAUCGAGAUAAAGACAGCUUGACCGAUGACAAGUCUUCAGACCCCAGGCACAGGCUGAUUGAUUUCCUGUCAGACAAAGGCUUCGACUUGAUAGGCCACUCCAACAGCGAUCAGGAGAAUGUGGCCAACAGUGCUUUGGACGAAGUCAUGUCUCUGAAGAGGCUGUUGGUCGGCAGCAUCAGUCUAUCGGAAGACUCGCAGCCUGAUGGAGAAAACGGGGAGGAGCAUUCGGAGAGGCCCAGUCGAGAAAUGGAAAGCUGUCAAUCGACAGAAGAAAGCCAGAUCAUAGACAAGGGAGCGGAGGAGGAGAACGACAACUCUUGUGAAAAAGAAGGUGCAGGGAUGAAGGGGGAGGAGGAGAGGAGCAUCAGUGCCCCCUUGGUGCUGUCCCAGGAGAGGAUGGAGGAAGUGUGCAGGAGGCUCCACAGUCUGGAGGAACAACUAAAGAGACUACAGACUGUAGAGGAGGAGCACCACAGGCUGCAGGAGGCCCUUUCCAAGUUCUCACUGGAGGGGGGCAACUUCCAUUGAGACGCCAUCACGCCACCUGCUGGCCACUAGAUUUUUACUGGUGCUAGUUUGGAGUGCAAGAGUGACUUUCAGAAGCUUCCCUGGAAAUUCCUCAUAAAGUCAUACCUGGACCCUGUUGCUGCAUUAGGGGCCUUUAUGCUCAGUGCAGUGGUCCAGUGAUGUCACAUGGGAGGGUGUGUGUGCAUGUGUAUGUGUGUCUUUGUUUGUUUGUGUGCAUGCUUGGUAGAGAGGUAUACAAAAAAAAAAACCCAGGACAUCCUACUUUUGAGUGGGGGAUUGUUUUUUCAGAGAGGUGCCAAAAAAAACGGAAGCAAUAUUUUGCUGUGAGAGAGAUGCUGCCUAAUGAAAUGUAGUGAUUGCGAUCUGCUGUAACACACAUACGCACACCAGAGACAUGAACGCUACCAAAUAAUUGACAUUAUUAGCAGAUGUGCAGUAAAGGAGAAAUCCUAUGCCUUUGCCCGCCAGGUUAGCUAUAACCAGGUGGAAGCCUUAAGGGGCCAAUGUAGCGUUUGAAGAUGUAUUGAAAUACUACUGCUGAUAUAUAGUGUUAUUUCUAGUCUAUGCCAAAGUACCACAGAGAUGCACUUUUUUUCCUGAUCAAACUAAGAUGAAAUCACACUGUUUUUGCAAAAUGUACUUACUCUCUAUUCAGUAUAGCUUUUGAACAGUUGUGCUUCAUAUAGACAGACCUCAUUAUUGAGAGGAUUGCAUGCAAGAAAGUGUGUGUAUGUGUGUUACAAAGUUUUUAAUUAAGGAUGUGCUUGUUUGGAGGGUUGUUACUGUCAUUAGGUCACACAGAAACAUUUAUAAAUAGCGUCGCUAUAGGUAAUCAUGCUGUUAAUAAUGGUGUAUUUACCGCCUUUAUUUAUUCCUCCUAGUUCCGAUGGGUCAGUGAGUUGCCUUGCCUUAGUGAAAGUGUUACAGCACUGGGCCCAAAGAUAAAUAAAUGGCAGAGCUAUGUGUUAGAGAAAAGACAAAAUAUAAGAAGGCAAACCCAGAAUGUGCAACGAAGAUCGAAGUAGAGAGAGAAGACGAAAGCUGAAGGGGCGGAGAGUGAGUUUAGAGGUUGCUUUGGUUUAUUUGAAGCCGGCUUGAAACCAAUGGGUCAUGAGACGAUGUGUAGAAAACAUGAGAUUAGGAUUUGGCUCACUGUACUGAAAAAUGUGAGCCCAGUGCUACAGAAGUGUUCACAAAGGUCAUUCGAUGCCAGCAACGGUUUUGCAUUGUCACCUUUCCCCAGAUUGAAAACACGGACGUAAGAUGGCGUUAUGAAUUGUAUUAUAUAACGAUAGUUUCAGAUGUUAUUAGCAAAAGAUUCUAUUCUUCCCUGGUAGCAACUUUUGUAUCAAAGCUGAGCUCUGUCUUUGUAUUUUAUUCAGCAGUUGAUUGUAAUUCUAAUUAUGAUGAUGAUAUAAUUUGAGAACCAAAGACAUAAAGCACCGUUAGAGCCUCAUGCGAGCUGUAGUUCUCUUAGUGACAUCUGUGUAGUAGCAUGACAUCUAAUGCUAAUGCAGGAGGGAUCUCUCAGUAGCGCAGCCUGCUGCUGCUUUUCCUCUCCUCAAACACCAACAUGUGGCAACUUAAGUGAAGGGAUUUCAAAAGCACAUAGAAGAUUGAAGCAUCGGUUGCGAAUAAAAAACACCUGUUUUUGAAUAAAUGUAGAUACCGAGAUGAAGAAUGUUAGACUGCCCUAGCCUUAUUACCAAACCAAACCCAAACGAUUGAGCUUUGAUUUCUUGCAGACACUUCAGAAUAAUGAAAAGGUUGUGUUAAUACGUGUGAGUAUAGGCCGGUGUGACUGCUACAAGCUGGACGAAAGAAAAGGGCAACAAGACAGUGAAUCCAGAUGAGGACACAAAGGAAAUGUUGAAGGCUUGCAGGAAGGGAAACUGCUGUCUCAGUCUAGCGUCGCUCUCGCCCAACACUCAUGAUCACUUCCUGAUAUGCAUUCUCACCCGUUGUUGCCACAACAACAACCCCCCCUCUCCCCUGUUGACCCCACUGAACCUCAGUGUGAACUUGUGCAAAUGUUGGGGCCGUUAGUCAGUUUGUGUUUGAACAUUGCUGCCUUAUCUCCCCAUGUCUUCCUCUUGUAAAAUGUACAUAGAUGUUUAGCUUGAAGGAAAAAAAAAAAAUGUAAAGAACGCAUAAAUUUGAAAUUUUCUUUUAUUGAGCUUAUUAGCUACAUACACCUCUUGAUAACACCCUCACUUGUGAUAGCAUGAUCACCUUUUCCUACUGCACAGUUUUACCAUAUGUUGUUGUGUAUUUCAUUUGAUUUUGUUAAACGGGUCGGGGAGGGUGGUUUUUUUUUUUACUAUUUGUCUAUUGUUCUAAAACAAACGUUGUAAUUAUGUACUAUGCAUUUGGCCAUAACGGUAAGAGAGACAGGACUUGUCUGUAACUUGUCUAUGCAUGAAUGAAUUUAACAAUUAUGCAAACAUUGUGACGAUGAUUCUUUUUUUUUUUUUUUUUUUUUUUUAAGUGUUCAACCAGAGAUUUUUACUUGUCAAACUGCAGUGAUCAGCUGGCGAAAGCCAGUUAACACCAGCUUACAGUGACACCUUCACUUACUGGCUGAACGACUGCUACGGGCACUUCUUGCUCUCUCUCCGCAGGAUGCUUUUCCUCAUGCAUUCUAUAUACAAAUACUUAGAUGUAUAGAAAAUGUAUUUAUAGAGUGGUGCCUUGUUCCAACGAUCAAGUUGUUUUCUUGUUGUUUUGUUAUGGGCUAUUUUUCAAUGGAGGACUGAAAUCGACCUCUGAGAGUGAGAGACGUAGACAAAAUGACUGACUAAUAACGGCUGAGAGAUCAUCCCAGGAUUCAGUUUUUGUGUCCAAUACAGCAAUAGAUUUUGAGCCCUCCACCAACUCAGCCAGCCAGGGCCCUGUAUAGAAAAGACACUGCUCCUUGUCAUACAGGCGCCUGCCAUCAUGUCUAUAAACAAUGAAUAUGCAAGAACUAUACUGUGUAUUUGGGUUUUGAUUCUUUUAUCAACUAAGAGGCUCUUUAAUGAUGUAUACUUAAGGAAAAUUGUGGUACGUUCUGUUUUUUUAAAUCUUCAUUUUUUAAAUAAAUUGGGGUAAUGAA